CUUUCUCUCUCUCUCUCUAUCUCUGUCUCUGUCUGUUUCCAUUCCUGCUUUCUUCUUGCUUGGAAACAGUCAUUAGUCCACGCAUGCUCCUUUUCCUGCCGCCCCUCUUCCUUGUUUCUAAUAUCAACUUCUUCCCCUGUUCUCCCUUCACUCAAUUUCUUCCAUAAAGUUUCUUCCUUUUCUCCAUUCUAUGUAAAAUCACCAACAGGGGAAGGUUGAGGUUUUGAAAAUGGCCGGAUCUUCAGCUGUUGCUGCAGCUGCCGUGUCCAUUGCAGUCCUUGCGUUGUUCUUGAUCGGAUUGUACUUUUGGUGGCGGCGGCGGCGGCGGCGUCUUAUACAAUCAGAAACUGUUGAGACGUUACAGAGUGUAGAAAAUUCUCAACAGCAAUCAGGUUCUCGGACUGUGACGCUUCAUCACCAAUCUGAAUCAGAGGGCAGAAGGCGACUCAGUAAUUUUUACCCUCGUGGGGUUUCUCCAAAGCCUUUGUUCAGUUGGGACGACAGCCCUUCGCUUGUCAACGACGCCGUCGAAAAUGGAUGGACCCAAUUCGCUUUUACGGACUACAUGUCGCUAUCUUCUCCAACUUCAAGAUCCCGAUUGUUGGGUUUGUGUACGGCCGGAGAGAUCGAGAAGGAGAUAGCAGAGGCGGAGAUUAGCUGGGAAGUGAGUCAAGGAUCGGCCGAUUUCAUGCAAAAGAUUAGGCUUAAUUCUGGGUUUAACAACACCAUUACCAAUACAAUCUCUUCUUUUCCCUCUGCUUCCUCUGUAAUCAGAACUGCUCUGCCAUUACCGGGCCCUCCCCUGGCGUCCUUCCCGCAAGAAGCGUAUUUUGAGAUCACUAUUCUGUGUAUUUCCGGCGAUGAAAAUGAACCCACUGGAGCCGCGAAAGAAGGGGAGAGGAUCAAAUUGAUACCCGAGAAUCAUUGCUCGAAGACGAGCUCGGAGUCUCUGCCUUAUUUUACAUCUAAUAACAAAGUAAGCAACGUUGAGGAAUCGAAGCUCAAUGGGAAAGGCGAGGAUGAUGAAGCAGUGGAAGACGUGAUGCUAUCCAUUGGGCUUACUUCCGGCACCUCCGCCCCUUCUAAACUUCCCGGCAGCUAUUCCGGCAGCAUCGGAUUCAACUCCAAUGGCUCUGUCUAUCUCGAUGGCAUCAAACUAGUGUUUGAAUCUGAGAGAGAAGAGUGGGGAAGGGCGGAGAAGGUGAUCGGAUGUGGGUUUGAUCCGAAACAGAAGAAGGUGUUCUUCACGGUGGAUUCGGAAUUGGUGCACGUGAUCCAUUGCAAGUCGGAGGAAUUCGGGAGCCCAUUGUAUCCGACUCUGGCGGCCAACGCGGACGUAACAGUUUUGGUAAAUUUGGGGCAAAGCAUGUUCAAGUACAUAACAGCUCAAAGAACACCAAAUCCUUGCUUUGUAAGUCAGCUUGUGAAUGCGGCGGGUGGGUUCCAUGGCAAUGGGUACGAAGAUAGCAGAGAGCUUUUCUCGAUGGGAAUGAUCGAUUCCCAGUGGUUUAGUCGGCUUACUCCCAAAUCCACCAACAAUCUUGUUGCCGAUCAUCGGGAGGACGAUGAGAUGUCCGAUGAAAUUGAACUUUUUGAAAUUGUGGUGGAAGAUGAAAAACGAACGUAACACACACACACACACACACAAAUUUGCAAUUCCAACAGCGUUGUUUGUGAAUAUGAGCAAACUGAGAUUUGAAUUUGCAUAAACAAAGAAAAUCAAUUGACA
Cucurbita pepo subsp. pepo (vegetable marrow) is the source of this 1729-nucleotide messenger RNA. RefSeq lists its product as uncharacterized. Lineage: Eukaryota; Viridiplantae; Streptophyta; Magnoliopsida; Cucurbitales; Cucurbitaceae. The record is from RefSeq and is a predicted model, not a curated record. Gene Ontology annotation, molecular function: protein binding.